Messenger RNA from Zingiber officinale, 796 nucleotides. RefSeq names its product NAC domain-containing protein 104-like. The coding region runs from base 71 to 700 and encodes 209 amino acids. The record is from RefSeq and is a predicted model, not a curated record. Gene Ontology annotation, biological process: regulation of DNA-templated transcription; system development. Gene Ontology annotation, molecular function: DNA binding. NCBI's taxonomy places the organism in Eukaryota, Viridiplantae, Streptophyta, Magnoliopsida, Zingiberales, Zingiberaceae. The transcript is spliced from 3 exons.
GUAUUCACACUCUCCUCUCCUCUUCUCUCGCCUGUCUUCAUAUCCUCAAACAGGCCACCAACAAAAAAAAAUGGACCCAGAUGGAAGUGGACAUGGCGACAGCAAUCUCCCACCAGGUUUCCACUUCUUUCCCUCAGACGAAGAGCUCGUCGUCCACUUCCUCCGCCGCAAGGCCACUUCUCCUCUCCUCCCUAACACCAUCCCUACUCUUCAUCUCCGACAGUGCGAUCCAUGGAACCUCAUAGCAGGUCCAGCUCUCGAAGGAGGCCACAAGUUUUGGUACUUCUUCGCCGCUCGGCCGGAUCAUGGCAGCACGACUAGGGCUACUGCUAGCGGUUACUGGGAAACCGUCGCCAGCGUGGAUGAGAUCAUAAGCACUGCCGGUGACGACGUCGGUGUCAAGAAGACACUUAAGUACUACCUCGGACAACUCUCCGGCGGCGGCGAAGGCGGCGUCAGAACUAAUUGGGUGAUGCACGAGUACCAUUUGCUGGACUCGGUUCUCUCCGAUCGCCAUCGCCAUGGAGCUUGCUCGAGGAAGAGAAGGCAGUCGGAGUUGAACCAAUGGGUUUUAUGUCGUGUUCAUGAAUCAUCGACAAGCGGUGGGUCGCAUGGCGAAGACUCGAAAGAGCUAUCGUGCCUCGACGAGGUGUUUCUGGCACUAGAUGAUGAUCUCGACGAAGUGAGCUUUGGAAUAUAAUUAAUGGUGGAUUAAUUCUAACCUAUAAGCUAAGAUAAGCAAAUUUGUAUAUUAUCAGGGAGAUGUAUUACCGUGACUGUAAUCUUAGUUUGUAUU